AUGUCGGCGCUAACGCCCAUGCUCCCCUUCUGGGGCAGCCUUCCCGAGACCGGCUGCGGCGGUGGCCCCUUCGAGCAUCCGCUGCUCUAUGGAGAAGAUCUAUGGGAGACCGAGGCUUACAGCGACUUCAAAGUCCGCCUCAGCACCGGCCAAGAGAUCGGCUGCCACCGCAGCGUCGUCUGCGCCCAGUGCCCUUUCUUCCGCCAGGCGCUGAUCCCCGGCCGCUUCAAGGAGGGCUACACCCAAAUCGUCUCCAUGCCGCACGACCCGCCCCACGCCGUCAAAGCCCUCCUCGAAUACAUGUACCGAGGCGGCUACUCCGUCAACGAGACCACCCUCGACGCUCCCCACAUCCUCCUCCAACACCUCGACGUCCUCACCAUCGCAUCCAUCUACGACGUCCCCAAACUCGGCGAGCUCGCGCAGCUCUGGCUCGCGCGCACCAUCAAGCACCACUUCCUCACCAGCGCCCUGCCCGUCCUCCCGGAGCUGCUGCUGUCGACGACGACCGUCCUGCCGCCGAUGAAGAAGGACGCGGCGGCGCGCCGCUUCGCGUACACGCUGCGCUGGCACCUGGGCGCGCACAUGCGCGUGCUGGUGGCCGACGACGACGUGUGGACGGGGAUGUGGCGGCACGCGCGCGACUUCAUGCGGGGACGCACGUGCUUCAUGGUGUGCUGCUGGCGCGAGCGGCGCGGCGACCUGGAGUUGGCCGAGGCGUGGUUGACGCGGUUUCUGGGCGCGGAGACGGCGGCCAAGGCGUUGCGCGUUGUGAAGUGCCCGAAGGAGAGGUGUGGGGUGGAGAAUGGGCUGGUGUUUACGGAGAGGUUGCCCGGGAAGAAUCGCUGCUACCGGUGUGGGUGGACGAGCGAGUUGGUUGGUGGCUGGAUUCUGGAGGAGGAUAGGGGCGUGUUGAGCCCCGAGAUGGCGGCCUGGCUCCAGGGCCCGGAGUUUUGA
Molecule: messenger RNA, 957 nt
Organism: Lasiodiplodia theobromae
Lineage: Eukaryota; Fungi; Ascomycota; Dothideomycetes; Botryosphaeriales; Botryosphaeriaceae
Product: BTB/POZ domain containing protein
Exons: 3
Coding region: 1-957 (318 amino acids)
Biological process (GO): proteasome-mediated ubiquitin-dependent protein catabolic process; regulation of proteolysis
Cellular component (GO): cytoplasm
Molecular function (GO): ubiquitin protein ligase binding
Source: RefSeq, a predicted model, not a curated record